Brassica oleracea var. oleracea is the source of this 2002-nucleotide messenger RNA. Its product is annotated as flocculation protein FLO11. The coding region runs from base 1 to 1824 and encodes 607 amino acids. The transcript is spliced from 5 exons. Gene Ontology annotation, cellular component: cortical microtubule. The record is from RefSeq and is a predicted model, not a curated record. Gene Ontology annotation, biological process: cortical microtubule organization. Lineage: Eukaryota; Viridiplantae; Streptophyta; Magnoliopsida; Brassicales; Brassicaceae.
AUGAAUCGAAGUUUUAGGGCACAAGAGUCGUCGUCGUCUCUGUUGCUGGAUUCAGCCGAGAGGCAGCAGAGGCAACAGCUUAGGGCUUCUAUGAUGGCUGAGAAAGAUGAAGAGCUAUCUCUGUUUCUCGAAAUGAGACGGCGUGAGAAAGAGCAGGAUAAUAGUCUCCUUCUCAACAACAACCCUCAUGAGUUCGACACUCCUUUAGGUUCAAAGCCUGGAACUUCACCGGUGUUCAACCUCUCAAGCGGUGGUGGUCCGGCGAGGAAGACGGGUCCUCCAGAUGAUUUUCUCAAUUCUGAAGGGGAUAAAAAUGACUAUGAAUGGCUUCUGACCCCUCCAGGAACUCCUCUGUUCCCUUCGCUGGAGAUGGAAUCACAUAGGACUAUGAUGAGUCGGAGUGGUGAUUCAAAGGGCCGCCCAGCUUCAUUGACUUCUAGGCUGGCGAAUUCCUCAUCAGAGCCUGCUGCAAGGAACCAUCUAACAUCUAGACAACCAACCUCUUCCCCUGGAUUAAGCUCAUCCAGCGGAGCAACUCGGAGACCUUCAUCAUCUGGAGGACCUGGAUCAAGACCCGCCACUCCCACCGGAAGAUCAUCAUCAACACAGACAACUAAUUCAAAACCCUCAAGGCCUUCAACACCCACCUCUACUAGAACCACCGUCUCCUCAACCACACGACCUUCUUUGACUCAUUCCAGGUCCACUGUAUCUGCAACGACUAAACCCACAUCUCUGAGUAGGUCAGCAAGUUCAUCUCGCCUCACACCUACUGCAUCUAAACCAACUACUAGAUCUGCUGGUUCAACAGCUAGAUCUACUACCACUAGCACCGGCACAAAAUCUGCAGGACCUUCAAGGUCCACCACGCCUCUGUCAAGAUCCACAGCUAGAUCUUCAACACCAACGUCAAGACCCACACUUCCUCCUCCUAAAACCAUAUCGAGGUCAGCUACACCAACUCGCCGCCCCAUCAGUUCUGCUACCACUACAGCAAAGCCGACAAUAUCCCAAGUCAAGCCUUCUUCUCCAGCGGCGAAGCCUAUGCCAACACCAUCCAAAACCCCUGCUGUAUCACGUCCAGCUUCUCCCACAGUGAGGUCAAGGCCAUGGAAGCCAUCAGACAUGCCUGGUUUCUCACUAGAGACUCCUCCGAAUCUAAGAACAACGUUACCAGAAAGGCCACUUUCAGCGACAAGAGGCAGACCCGGAGCUCCAAGCCCACGAUCUGCUUCAGUUGAGCCAAGUGGUCCACCCGGAGGAGGAAGACCGAGAAGGCAGUCAUGCUCACCAUCAAGAGGAAGAACACCGAUGCACGCCAGUGGUAGCUCUGUUCCUGCAGUUAACCGUGGAUAUUCCAGAGCCAAUGACAAUGUUAGUCCUGUGUUGAUGGGAACCAAAAUGGUGGAGAGAGUGGUCAACAUGCGGAAACUGGCUCCUCCCAGAUCAGAUGACAAGAGUUCUCCUCAAGGUAACUUAUCUGCAAAGUCCUCAUCACCAGACAGUGCAGGCUUUGGAAGAACACUCUCCAAGAAGUCCCUUGAUAUGGCUAUAAGGCAUAUGGACAUACGUAGAACCAUACCAGGGAAUCUGAGACCACUAAUGACAAACAUUCCAGCAUCAUCAAUGUACAGUGUGAGAUCUGGACAUACUCGUGGCAGACCAAUGAAUGUUUCAGACUCUCCACUAGCUACAAGCAGCAACGCGAGCUCGGAGAUCAGUGUCUACAACAACAACGGCGUUUGCUUAGAGGCUAGCGAGAAGGAAGAUGAUGCAGGCAGCGAGAGAGGUUGCAGGUCUCCUUCAAGCUUACAAGGGAGAUGAAAAAUUUGUAAAACCGUUGUUGACCAUCGAAGAUCGUCUUUGUCUUUUAUUAUUAUUAUUGUGAGUUUCUUUCACACGAGUUUGGUUAUGAUAUGUGAAGUAGCGUUUUGACAUUUUAUGUAAACCUCUCCACUUCCACUCGUCUUUUACUUUAUAACAUUAACCAAGUGAUUUGUUA